Messenger RNA from Drosophila kikkawai, 2266 nucleotides. Its product is annotated as neprilysin-4-like. Gene Ontology annotation, cellular component: plasma membrane. Lineage: Eukaryota; Metazoa; Arthropoda; Insecta; Diptera; Drosophilidae. The record is from RefSeq and is a predicted model, not a curated record. Gene Ontology annotation, biological process: proteolysis. Gene Ontology annotation, molecular function: metalloendopeptidase activity.
UUAUAAAUUUCUUUAUUUAAUCAAAGGAACAAGCUUUAAGUUGUGCUCUAAUAAGCAAGCGCAUUUCAUCCCCAAUAUGUUUACGAUUAACUUUAGCACCAUUAAUAUAUGGCGAGUACUGAUCCUUGUGCCUUUACUGCAGCUUCUCGUGGAAAGCGAAGCCAGAAGCUUGAGGGACAAGCCAGAAAGAGCUGAUGAGGAGAAAUCCUCUGCUGAUUACCUGCAGAACUAUGCAGAGCAUAUGAAAUCCUAUAUGAAUUUCAGUGUGGCGCCAUGUGACAACUUUUACGAGUACGCGUGCGGCAACUAUCCGCGUGCCAAGGCAGACCACUUCUCCGUACAUCGAAGGAAUAACAUCAACGACUUAAUGUUCACACUGAAUGAUAUAACGGUUAAGUUGCUGGGUCGGACGCAUCUAGCGGAGACCGUAAAUGUGUCCAAGGAGCUAGUGGUAGCCAAACGAUUCUACAAUGCCUGUCUGGCGGCAGAACUCGUGCAGUUUUCGGCGGCCGAUCCCGCUUACCUGUCUCUCAUUAGAUCGUCAGGAGGAUUCCCCGCUGUCGACGGAGCCUCCUGGAAUGUAUCUAAAUUCAGCUGGGUCAACAUGAGCUCCCACUUGACCAACUACGGAGCCAAUGGACUGAUCCACGAGGAGCUUGUAGCACGUUUUCCCUUUGAGCCGUUAUUUAAACCGCCACAGCUAGGAUUCGACCACAUCGUCCAGACGAUCAACAUUGCCAGCAAUGAUUCUCGCGCCUUCCGGCUCAAUGAUAAGAGGAUGCGGGGCUACCUACAAGCCUACAAUGUGCCCGAAGACAGGAUUAUAGAAGUGAUAAACGGAGUGUUUGCCUUUUGGCGUGACGCACUCAAGGUGACCGAAGAGUUUAAUGACGCCUGCGAGUCUUUGUCCUUUGAGGAGGCCGAGGACGAGUUUCCAAAGUUAAGGAGCUACUACGCAAUCGCCUGGAACGGAGUGAACGUCACCGAGGACAAUAACUGCUACACUUUAUUCGCAGAGCUGGACAAGGUUUGCACCCAACACCCGGAGGCCGUGGCAAACUAUCUGGCGAUGCAGUUGCUCUACGUAUUCGAUGCCAAGCUGACGGAGGCCAAGUACCAACAGGAUUACUGCGCCAAAACGGUUCGGGAAACUAUGUCGUUCCUUAUAGACAAACUCUACAUGGCGGAGCUUUUCAGCGAGGAGAAACGCUUGGAGGUAUCGGCAAUGGUGCUGGAGCUAAGGAAGAGUGUGCGAAAAUCUCUAGAAGAGGCCGAAUGGCUAGACACAGAGUCACGAGUGGAGGCUCUGCUGAAGGAGUCCACUCUGAAGUCACGUGUCGGAUCCCUUAAGGACGAAGCACUUACCGAUCGGUUGAUCCGGGAGAUUGCCAGCCUGGAUAUCGUUGAGGACAGCUUUGCUACAACCAAUAUCAACCUAGCGAGACACAGUAUCAAGACCGACCGCUACAGCAGCCUUCACUUCGAAGAAAUGGCCAACGACACCCUGCCACAGAGCACUUAUCUGGGAAUGCAGGUUCAAGCUGCCUACUACAUCAUUGACAAUUCUAUUAACGUGAUGGCCGGCAUUCUGCAACCACCCGUCUACCACCGAGCGUGGCCCCAAUCCCUGAAAUUCGGCACUCUGGGUUACAUCGUGGGUCACGAACUCACGCAUGGCUUCGACACGACCAGCUCCCUGUUCGAUAGCAAAGGAAAUAUCCGAUUCUGGUGGACGAAGGAGACACAACGCGCGUUCGACAUUCGAACAUUUUGCUUUAUCGAGCAGUACAGCGACUAUACUAUACCAGAGAUAGGCCUCAGUAUCAACGGCGUUAAGACCAAAGAUGAAAAUAUCGCCGACAAUGGAGGACUGCGGCAAGCAUUUGCCGCCUACCACAGCCACAUGAAGCAACAAUUGGAGGAUCCGGAGCAGCAGAGUGUCAGCGAACAGUUGCCAGGCCUAGACCUCAAGCCUGACCAGCUCUUCUUCUUGGGAUUUGCGCAACUCUUCUGCUCUGAUUUCCAGGAGGAGCACUAUUAUAAACAUCUGACUGAUGUUCAUACCAUCGACAAAUAUCGUGUUCUAGGGGCAAUAUCCAAUAGCGACGACUUCUUCCAGGCCUACAACUGUCCUGUGGGAAGUGGAAUGCGCCCUGAAAACAAAACCUGUCGUUUAUGGUAGGGUGUAGCACCAUUAAGUUGAAAAUAAAUAAUUGUUUGAUUUUUAAAAUCGCUUGUUUAUAAAUAUAUUCAAUCUUUGAAAUUA